AGGAGGCUGCCGCCGGGGCCGGCGCCGGAGUCCAGUAUUUGGCCUGUGGUGCUGACCGAGUGCUGGACCUGCAGUGGUCCCGAGUACCCCGGCUGCGCGCGUGCCGGCUGCUCAGAGAACCCGCGGCCAAGGCGCAGGCGGCAGCAGGAGCCGGUGUGGUGGGCGGAGGCAAGCCAGGAGGGCGCGGGCGCCCGGAGCGCGGAGCAGGCGGAGGCGGCCGGGGGCCGGGACGCCAUGUCCAUGGAGGACCCCUUCUUUGUGGUAAAAGGAGAGGUACAAAAAGCAGUCAACACUGCCCAGGGAUUGUUUCAGAGAUGGACAGAGCUUCUCCAGGACCCCUCCACAGCAACAAGGGAAGAAAUCGACUGGACCACCAACGAGCUGAGAAACAACCUCCGCAGCAUAGAGUGGGAUCUAGAGGACCUUGACGAAACCAUCAGCAUAGUUGAAGCAAAUCCUCGAAAAUUCAACCUCGAUGCAACUGAAUUAAGUAUAAGAAAAGCCUUCAUUACAAGUACUCGGCAAGUUGUCAGGGACAUGAAAGAUCAGAUGUCAACUUCAUCUGUGCAGGCCUUAGCUGAAAGAAAAAAUAGACAGGCACUGCUGGGAGACAGUGGCAGCCAGAACUGGAACACUGGAACAGCAGAUAAAUAUGGGCGCCUGGAUCGAGAGCUCCAGUUAGCCAAUUCCCAUUUCAUCGAGGAGCAGCAAGCACAGCAACAGUUGAUCGUGGAACAGCAGGAUGAGCAGUUGGAGCUGGUCUCUGGCAGCAUCGGGGUGCUGAAGAACAUGUCCCAGCGCAUUGGAGGGGAGCUGGAGGAGCAGGCAGUUAUGUUGGAUGAUUUCUCUCAUGAGUUGGAGAGCACUCAGUCUCGACUGGACAAUGUGAUGAAGAAACUUGCAAAAGUGUCUCACAUGACCAGUGAUCGGCGCCAGUGGUGUGCCAUAGCCAUCCUCUUUGCAGUCCUGUUGAUCGUCCUGAUCCUCUUCUUAGUGCUGUGAUGGUGUGGCCUGAGGGUGCAAGUUCCUCCUGCACGUGAACCAAGGGGAGGAGAAGCGAGCACAUGCGACGUUGCUGUCUACUCACAUUCCUCUCCUGGAAACAUAUCGCUGCACUGACUUUUCUCUGUAUGACCCCACAAUUGAGACAGCUCCUCCGUCCCAGCGCUGGAAGGGCCAGUGGGAAGAGGAAAUAGACGACUGCACUCGUGGUGCUGGCUGGAUGACAAAUGCCCCGUGCCGCCUGUCCUGUUCUGAGGUGCUGGCUGGAUGACAAAUGCCCCGUGCCGCCUGUCCUGUUCUGAGGACAACUAGCCACUGCUUUGCCUCCAUGGACCUUGUUCCCUGAGGAGGGACUCUGAAUAAUCCAGAAAAAUUAGCAGAUUCCACUAGUGUUUUGCUGUGCUCAUUCCAUGCAUCCUUGGCAGCUGUUUUCUUCUGCUCAGACCCUUCCCCUGCUCAGGCAGUGCACUGCUGUCCCAUCAAAAGAAACCUGUCGGGAACGCGAGCUUCUGCUAACUUUUGAAUUGCACUUUUUAAUAAAUAUUUGUAACAAUUUUUUUAAAGAAGGAUAUUUUAUCUGAUUUGGGAUCAUGGUAGGUAGGAAAAUCUGCCUGUUGAUGGAAGUUAAAAGCAAAUUUAUAAAACUAAAAGGGUGGUUGACAUCCAUGUUUACACUCAGCUCUAAUGUUUGAUAUAUAAAUAAGUUAUUUCUUUUCAAAUUAGGGAAAAAAGUGAAUAUUACAAAGGGCUUCAGGUAUAGGAUACUAGGUUAUUUAUGUUUUACCAAGUUUUAAGACUUAUUCAGAUAAUCUUCUGUAAGCUUAGAAUGGGGGUGGUCCUUAGAUUUGCAUUAAAAUGUAGACAUCUUUUCUUAAAAAUAAAUCUGGACCUUGUCUAAGUAUUGUAAACUACACACCACAUUAUAAGACUACCCUAUUUAAAAGCCAUGCUAUCAUUCUGCUAUUACUAGAUUUACUGUGCUACACAUAAAGAUGAUGUAUGUCAGUAGGGCCUGUUUGGAACAUACCUGGUCUUUAAUGAAUAAGAUACUCCUAUUCGUUAGGGGACCAAGUUUUGUGACCCUGAGGCUUAAUUAUGUUUAGAUAUAUUUCAGAUCAGCAUGGGGACCCCACUGCUUGAAGGUUUAGCUAAACAGUGGCUAUUGUAGAGCUGUCUGAGGCUGAAGCUGGAUAAGGAACAAUUUAGAAAGAGAAAAUCUACUUAAAUGCAGAUAUUCUCUGUGUCUCCAUGCACUCCUGCCCCAGGCUGACAUGAUCCUGGGUCUGACCCUGUUGUGUCCUGACUGGGCAGUCACUGUGGGACCACUGUUCAUUUGAAGGGCCUUCACUCAGGCUCCAAAUGGUGGCAGCCAAAGAGAACAAGCCAGGGACUUAGAUUUAUUUUUAAGGACAAAUAUUUCCUUCUCAGUGAUCUUAUGUUACCGAGCUUUAGAGGGAGCCCAAGUGGUCCCCUCACCCGUGUCCUAGAUGGGGAGAGUAAGUGGACAUCAGUGGUGCCCCACAUUACUUACAAGCGCGUCCUUGUAGCACUUGGGGCUUUUUUCCCUUCGGGCUUCUGUACCUAGUACCAUAUUCCAGUUUUAAAGCACUGGCAGAAUGUGAUGGAUAACAGAGAAAGAGCUCACUUUAUGUUUAUUGAAAGAACAUUUUACUUAAAUGAUUUGGGAGGUAGGAUGGGGAAUGAACUAUUGAGAGAGUUUGUCAUAAUAUAAAUCCAACUGGAGAACUAAAGUAUCUUUAGGUUUUAGUCCUAAUUUUUGGUCUUGUCUCUGCGGACUGUGAAGAAUCACAAUGCCAUGUAUGCCUGGUCUGUGUGGCAAUCGGAAGUUGCAGCGUGUGUGUGCUACAUGAGGAUCUUCCACAGUUUCAGAAUGCACGCCUGAGCUGAAGGGGAGAAAUUGGUAACUUGCCCAUUAUUCUCUGCUUUUAGCCAGAGUUAAACAGACUGAUGGGUCUGGUAGCCAACAACUUGGCAACUUCCACUCCUUCUCACCUCGUGAGAUUAGGGGCUGUGAAAAGAAAUCUAGUCUAACUCCAACAGAAAUCUGUCUCUGUGAAGUGUUUUACCUUCUGUAAGUAGAGGUGGUAGAGCCAAGAUUUUUCUUUUGGUAAUUUCCCUGGCUGUAAAGCGAGACCAGAGGGUUAUCUAUUCCCUUUCACCUUUUUGAAGAAUUCAUAGCAUUUGAAGAUCGAAAAAUUGAAAUGGUAAAUAUGAGUUGCUUUUCAACUCUGUGGACUUUGUACCGUUUGGCUUUACCAUGUACCAUGAGAUGAAUUUGUAAACAAAACAAAAUUGGACUGUCUGGAAAACUAAAAUGGUAAAAUAUGGAAUGUACUGCCUUUAAUUUUCCCUCUUUGUCUUCUUCUCACUCACAUUUUUUCUCUCCCAGGUUUUUUAAGAAGACUUUUUUUUUAAGGAAUGAUUUUUGCCUAUCACAAGUAGAAGGAGGUAAAACCAAAGGAUU
Messenger RNA from Lemur catta (Ring-tailed lemur), 3487 nucleotides. RefSeq names its product syntaxin 6 (gene STX6). Lineage: Eukaryota; Metazoa; Chordata; Mammalia; Primates; Lemuridae. Gene Ontology annotation, cellular component: membrane. Bases 235 to 1002 code for a protein of 255 amino acids. Gene Ontology annotation, molecular function: SNAP receptor activity. The transcript is spliced from 9 exons. The record is from RefSeq and is a predicted model, not a curated record. Gene Ontology annotation, biological process: intracellular protein transport; Golgi vesicle transport.